Molecule: messenger RNA, 1986 nt
Organism: Schistosoma curassoni
Lineage: Eukaryota; Metazoa; Platyhelminthes; Trematoda; Strigeidida; Schistosomatidae
Source: the annotation of a GenBank genome assembly
UAUAUCUUCAGAAUAAUUUACAACUAUCAUGUUGAGUUAAUGUUGUAGAUUGAAGUAUCACGAGCAACACACAGUUUCUUUUUUUUCAAAAAUUUUACUUUCUCUGUGUUAAUGUUUAUCAAAAAGUCAUUGGAAGUUAAUGUUCCAUAUAUUCUUGUGAUUACCUCUGAAAAUCUGAUAUCCAACUGUUUAUGAACAAUUUUGUUUUACUCAUUUCACUAUUAUUUAAACUAUUGUUGAGAAGAAAAGACUUUUGAACACAGUUAUCAUACAAAUUUAUUUAGCUAAGGAUAAAUAUUGAUAAUAAAUAAAUGGACGGAUAGGUUGGUUGAAUUUUCUACAAAACGAUGAAUGGAUGAUUACGUACCGAUUCUUUUUAUCAACUUUCUUUAAUGAAUAGUAAGAAUUGUAUUAUAGAUAUUGGUUCAAUGUACUUUUUAAAAACUGAUAUCCAUUAUAAAAUCAUUAAGGUUGAAAAUGGUGAGUGACGAUGAAAUGAUGUAAGAUAAAUCACAGUAGGGCAUAGCUUCAUUUAUUCUCUAUCAUCAUUUAAAUCUUGAUUCAUUUAUUAUUUCCAACUUUCCAUUAUUCAAUUAUAUUUGUUCCCUUUUCGAACUUUAUUCUUCAUGUUUAGAUUUUCAUUAGUUUUGGUGAAAUUUCUCAUCCUAUGUUUCUUAUCUUGUUUAUUUCUCUUCUGUUUGUUCUGAAGUUAAAUUUGACAACUUAGAUCGAUACACACUUUGCAGGUUGUGCACUAACAUAAACUGAUUGACUAAUUGAUUGAAAAGCUACUGAAAGAUCAUAAUAAAACGAAAAUGUAUACUUUGUACAGUUGUGAACGUAAAUUGGAAAAUUCUGUGGUGCUUUACACACCAAAUUCUGAUACUUCAAUUAUAUUAGCGACAAGUUGAAUUUUAUCUUUUGAACACCUCAACAUAUUUUCCUCUUCUGCUCGACUUUAAUUCGUGAAAGACUUUUGGGUGAUCCUUAAGUAGUCCUGAGAAACUCCAACCACUUACUAAGGUCAAAGUAAGUUUAUGAAUUCAUGCAACGAAUUAGUGUUAAGAGUUAGGUUUGGAAUAAGAGUUAGGGUUUUUAUUACAGACUUGCAUCAUUGUAAGAAUGAGUUUUGCAAGAAAUUUCAAGAGGCAUUUUCGUCAAUCUGGUUUGUUCGUCUAUGAAUUAUAACGCCGCCGCCUUUGGGUGGUGGCAUGUCUCAGAGUUGGUCACAGUGGCAUAAAUGCUUCCGCUCUCUAUAUUCUGCCACAUCUCAAGCUUCUUAAUUACCUUAAGUAUUUGUUUUUUGUUAUAUCGAUCUAUUUCUUUCUUUCCAAAUUAUUUCUUCUAUGUCUAAUAUUUUUUACUAUAAUUUAUGCUGUUACUAUGUCUACUAAUCUGGCAAUUCGCUGUGCUAAUGUGUUGUGGCAGCUCGAACCGGUUUACAUAUUUGCCUGUAUCUACGUUGGGUAUGAUGUAUGAUAUUUAUUGCAAAGCCAUUUAUGAUUACAAAUAAUAAGGGUGAUAUCACCGACUUCUCUGGAGUAGUUAGUAUAUAAUACCAUACGGAGAAACUGGUUGAAAAUUAAGUUCCUCAGUCUUUUUGUCUUUUAUUCUAAAUAUCUAAAUAGCAAAUUUUGAUAUGGAUAAUCUACUUUAUUAUUAAUCAUUUAUAUGUAUUUUAUAUGUCAGUUAAGUAUAAAUUUUAUCUUGUUUAUUUAUAAAAAUAUUUGUGCUUAUGUGCGUGCUUGUGGAUGUUUCUAUCUAGCCGCCAGAGAAAAGAUUAAUGCGGAGUUUCGAGCUAAUCGAAAUGAAACUGAUACUGAAAAAAUAAACGAAUUAUUGAAAAAUGCAGAAGAUUGCGAAACGUUAAUACGAACAACAGUUAUUCAAAUGGAACUCGUCGAUGCUGAGAAAAAUGUUUAUAGAAUGAAUCUACGUGAAGAUUUAGCAUAUCAAGAUAAUGAACAUUGUGUUAAAGAUAAAUAA